Microbotryum saponariae is the source of this 1136-nucleotide messenger RNA. The record is from the annotation of a GenBank genome assembly. Lineage: Eukaryota; Fungi; Basidiomycota; Microbotryomycetes; Microbotryales; Microbotryaceae.
AUGCCGGCCGUCUACCCUACCGAGCAUGUCGUCGCGUCAUUCCCCUCGGAGAACGUGUUGCUGCUAACAAUGCAACGCGCCAAAAUCAACGCCUUGAACACGGGUCAGUUUUGCGUCCCCGGAUCGACCUCGGCGUGUUCCCAUUUCUUCCUCGGCGCACUGACACCAGUCGUGACUUUCCUCACCAGCGCUCUGGGUCGAAAUUGGUAAACACAUGGAUGUCGCUUCCGCCGACUCGGACGUACGCUGCGUCGUUCUGGCCAGUGGAUUGGACAAGAUCUAUACGGCAGGAUUGGACCUCACGUCAGUCGCCGCAAAGCCCGAAUUCGGCUGCUGGGUUCAAGGCGAUCUUGAAAGGCACGAAUGCUGAUUUGUGGGUCAAAUUUUCCUACAGUGAGAGUGGCUUGGACCACGAUGGAACGGAUGCAGGUCGCUUGGCGCUUCAACACCGAAGCGUAAGCCCACGCCCGUGCUCCCAUCUCGGCAUCUCCGGUCGGUGGUCGCGAAUUUCCUCUAUCUAACCAAAACCCAUUUUCUAUCCCGCCACAGUACAUCAAACUCCUCCAGGAUGCUGUCUCUGCGAUCGAACGAUGUGACAAACCCGUCAUCGCCGCCGUGCAUGGCGUCUGCCUCGGCGGGGGAAUCGACAUCAUCGUCUCGGCCGAUAUUCGAUAUGCCGCUGAAGGGUCGACGUUCUCCAUCAAGGUACGACCGUAACGAGGACAAUCUCUCAUAUCAUGUGCGAUGAUUCUGAUCCAAACUAUCUCCCAAAUGUACCCCAAUAGGAAGUGGACGUUGGGCUCGCCGCGGACGUCGGAUCCUUACAACGCCUCCCCAAGACAACCGCCUCCGCUUCCCUCCUGAACGAACUAGCCCUCACAGCCCGCAACUUUGGUCCCCAAGAAGCCUAUCAGCUCGGGCUCGUUAGCAAAGUUGUUCCGGGGGGCAAGGAAGGGGUGCUGAAGGCUGCGUUGGAUACGGCGAAAGUGAUUGCGAGCAAGAGCCCUAUUGCGACGUUGGGCACGAAGCAUCUGUUGACUUACUCGAGGGACCAUACGACGCAGGAAGGUGAGCGCGGACACUCGGUCGAGGGAUCAAAGGCCGUGGAUCUUGAAUGGCUGAUCUUGCUGAUUUGA